Messenger RNA from Malania oleifera, 2730 nucleotides. RefSeq names its product protein WVD2-like 7. The transcript has 10 exons. NCBI's taxonomy places the organism in Eukaryota, Viridiplantae, Streptophyta, Magnoliopsida, Santalales, Ximeniaceae. The record is from RefSeq and is a predicted model, not a curated record. Bases 305 to 2263 code for a protein of 652 amino acids.
UUAACACUCCCCACUGCUCACUGGAGAGAGAGAGAGAGAGAGUAAGGUCUCUGAAAAGAUCUGGGGAAGAGGGGGUUUGUGGCUUUGAUGCUUCUACUCGUAAGUACGCUUGCCUCAGAUUCUCUCUGCUAUUGAUUCGGCCACACGCAUAGUUUGGAGUCUUUUGAAGCUUUUAAUUUGAUUGGGGAUUUUGUGAGUACGCUCUGGAUCGGCGUUUCUGUCGGCUGGUUUUGUGAUCCAAUCUUUGCCGUUGAAGGCUUCAAUGAUCAUUUGAGGUAGCAGUUGAUGCUCGAUUCGGCUGCUCAUGGCUGGUGAGACGGUGCAACCCUUUAGCCUCAGUUUUCAGGCUGAUUCUUUACACACUGGUUCUAUUUCAUUUGGGAGGUUUGAAAGUGAAUCCUUAUCUUGGGAAAGAAGGUCAUCCUUUUCACACAAUAGGUAUCUUGAAGAGGUUGAAAAAUGUUCCAAACCUGGUUCAGUUACUGAGAAGAAGGCUUAUUUUGAAGCUCAUUUUAAAAAAAAGGCUCUUCUGCUCCAGAGUUCAUAUGGGUGCCAUAAUGGGACAGAGUAUAAAACUUGUGAAAAUAACGACUACGAUAACACAGAAGAAAUGGGAUAUGAUAAUAAUGAAAGUAAUGAUUUUGUUCAUUUUGAUGAGAGUCCAGAUGGUUCAAAUUACCAUGGAGAGUCUCAAGAAAUGAAAUUUGAAUAUCAAGAACAUGCAAGCAGCCCGUCAUAUAACACAGAUUACAGAGAAGUUGGGAAUGGUGAAGACAGCCAUUUUGCUUACUUCGAUGAGAGUGCUGGUGGUUCAGAUUGUCAUGGAGAGUGCUGUGACAUGAAAGUGGAAGGAGAGGAUAUGGAAACGUCAUAUGCUGAAUCUCAGGUGGAACCAGCUUCCACUGAUGUUGAUUGUGUGGUAGACUGUGUUUUUAGAAGUCUCAAUCCUGGAGAAGCAGAUCAAAUCAACACUGGUGGUGAUGAAUUACACUUAGUCCAUGUUGAACAAGAUGUAGAUGUGCAAAAGAACCUUAACAAGGAAAUAGUAAAUGGUGAUGAAUUGUUGAUAGGCAUAGAUCUAUCCUUGAAGAGUCGAGAAGCAGAGAAAGAUGAUAAUCUUUGUUCAGAGCAUCAGCAAAAUCCUUCUCCUAAGUUGAAGGCUUCGCCAGAAAUGAAGCUUACAAAGUCCAGUUUGAAGUCUCAGGAUAAAUUUACUAUGAUUCACAAAGACUUGUCUUGUGAAGUAUCUAAAGACUCGGCAAAGAUUCUCAGUAGAAGGGAAGAAAGGAAUUUAAGGACCAAAGCCAAGAAGCAGUCAUCACAAAAUUCUAUCUCUACUACUCGCCCUACACACAGAACACUAAAAGCAGAGGAAUCUGAAAGAUCAAAGUCAAAAUUAUGUCAUGAUAAUACGAGUGAAAAAGAGUUGAGGGCAAAGAAAGUAAUUGCUCCUCAACCUUCAACACCAGCAAAAUUCGAAUCCAGGGACUAUCAAACCACAAACAGGAUGAAGCGAACUGUGAACUCAACUAACCAGCAAAUCAGGCGGAGUUCAGCAACUUUCAAAUUUAAAAGUGAAGAACGGGCAGAGAAGAGAAAAGAGUUCUAUAUGAAGUUGGAGAAGAAAAUGCAUGCUAAGGAGACUGAGAUGAACCAGAUCCAAGCUAGAACACAGGAGAAAACAGAAGCUGAGAUUAAACAAUUUCGAAGAAGCCUCAACUUUAAAGCAAAUCCCAUGCCUUCAUUCUACCACGAAAAUGUAGUUCAGCGAUCAGAAAACAAAAAGGCUUUUUCUGCAAACAACAAAUCCGCUAAAUUGCAAAGCAAGUCGUCCACUCUGGGGAAUAAGUCUGCAGGCAGCACUCCACGUUCAAAGGUGAGAAACGACCGAGCUGUUUACGCCAAUGAGUCUGUAAACAGAAAUGAUCCACCUCAAGCUUCAGGAUCAACCACCUGUUCUUCUGCCGAGUCUCCUGAAACCAGUGCAAUCUCUCCAACUCCAACCAACAGAAGCUGUCGCCAUCAAGAUGGUGCAAAAAGUAGGGCUGCGAAGAAGAAAGAGCGAGAGAAAAAUGACACUUGUUCCCUGAAACAUGGAACCCCUGAGGCUAGUAAGGCGACCAAAGGUAAGCAAACAGAAGGAAAGAAGAAAGUAGGAACCAUGGGAUAUACCAACUCAACAGUGAGGAAGGAUAUGAAAAAACGCAUGAGCUUUGGUGGUGAUCUGGGAAUGGGGCAUAUUGCAGUUGGUGUGGCCUCCUGAGCAAGUAUUUGCCCAGCCUUCAGGCCCUAGGGCAUUCUGUCCAUGCACUGGUGAUUAGUUCGCAUCUUAACCUCCUUGCAAUUUGAAUAGAAGCACCACGUGGUUAGCGCUGCCAUAUCAUCUGUGUGGGAUCUCGCUACCAAUUGCAAGGUGGUGAAGUUGUGGGUGAUGACGGAUCAUUGCAAUUGAUCAUCAAGGUUAUAAUUCAAGUCCACUAUUACCAUAUAUGCAGAGCAUGUUAUUUAAUCAUUAGUAGGUAUACAAAAUAAUAGUGGUUGUCUUAGGAAUACUCUUUGAAACUGUCUUGUGUCAACCAUAUUCAUGGAAUACUCGAAAAGAACUUCUGAAUGAUUAUCAGGUUAACAGCUCUCAAGCCGUGGGAGAUGUAUGUUUUGUAUUAAAACCGCAAUUUAUUUUAGAAGCAACAUUGUUAGGUUAUAAAUGGGUAAAUGGGCAUUUCAUUUACA